CAUCAAUGAUUCACUUCUGAUAUGCUGGCCGUCCUUCACGACAUCUCAAAAACAAGACAGACUAACCUCAGGCAGCUGCAGCUUCAGCCUCGUUGUCCGGGCUGUUUUGAGUCUCCACAGUGUCCUGAGCUCAGCAAACUCCCAGCAGACUCAGAUCUUCUUCAUCUUCGCACACAGCCUUGCGUCCUGAGUGCUGCAGGCGACAGUGGAAAGGAAAACACAUUUUCAACAGGAAGGGACUUCCAGUAGAACUGGACUUUGCAGAAAGGUUGGUCAAGCACUGAUGGUUGAGGAGGGUCUCCAGGGGGAGUGAAAUAUAACAGCCAUGGCACAGUGUAAUAUGAAGUCAUCCUCCCCUUCCUCUCCUCGCGACAACAUCAACUUGGGGCCUACAGCAAAUCCACAUGCCACCCCGACCGACUUUGACUUCUUGGCCAUCAUUGGGAAAGGGACCUUUGGAAAGGUCCUGCUCACCAAGCACAAAGCUGAUAACAAGUUCUACGCGGUCAAAGUGCUGCAGAAAAAGAUCAUCCUGAAGAAAAAAGAGCAAAAGAACAUUAUGGCUGAGAGAAACGUGCUGCUGAAGAGUCUGAAGCACCCGUUUCUGGUUCGGCUCCACUACUCCUUCCAGACCUCAGAGAAACUCUACUUUGUCCUGGAUUAUGUAAACGGAGGAGAGCUGUUCUUCCACCUGCAAAGAGAGAGGUGUUUCUCCGAGCCCAGGGCCAGGUUCUACACGGCCGAAGUAGCAAGCGCGAUUGGCUACCUUCAUUCUCUCAACAUCGUCUACAGAGAUCUGAAGCCGGAGAAUAUUCUUUUAGACUCUCAGGGCCAUGUGGUGCUGACAGAUUUUGGCCUGUGCAAAGAGGGUGUAGAGCCAGAAGGGACCACUUCAACUUUCUGUGGCACUCCUGAAUAUCUAGCACCAGAGGUUCUUCGUAAGGAGCCCUACGACAGGACGGUGGACUGGUGGUGUCUGGGAGCAGUUCUGUACGAGAUGGUCUUCAGCCUGCCUCCGUUCUACAGCCGAGACGUUGGUGAAAUGUACGACGGGAUCCUCCACAAGCCGCUGCCUGUGCCUCCAGGGAAGUCUGAUGCCAUCUGCUCUCUGCUGGUGGGUCUCCUGCAGAAAGACCAGCACAGACGCAUCGGGGCCAUCGCUGACUUUUUAGAAAUAAAGAACCACCCUUUUUUUUCCCCGAUCAACUGGGAUGACCUGGACAACAAGAGAAUCACUCCUCCGUACAACCCCAACGUGAGAGGCCCAUCUGAUAUUCAGCAUAUUGAUCCGGAGUUCACCAGGGAAAUGGUUCCUAACUCAGUCAGUCGGACCCCAGAGCUGACCGCCAGCACCAGCUCCAAUAAUGCCUUCAAUGGGUUCUCAUACGUCUCCAAUGACGACAGCUUUCUGUGAGACACAGAGAUCCAGAGGAUGAGGCCACAGAAGUGAUUGUUAAAAUGAUCCGCUGACAUUGAUGUCGGGGACUUUUACAGCUCCUAAUGUAACACUGCCAGAAUUUCUCAUGGCUUCCAUCAGACCGUGUGUGUGUGUGUGUGGAUGAUGUAGUCUUUGAAGUUUAAAGGGUCUUAAAUAGCAGUUCUGAAUGAGCCUGAAUACAAUAUAAUGAUCAUUGAUAAGAAACAGGGAAUAACAUCUGAAAACCCAACACUUUAACUUCCUUUUUUUUAACAUUAGUCAUCAUAACAUGCUUUUGUCAAACAGCCUGCUGCUAAGAUGACUGACAGCAUCUGCUGAUUUUGAUAUUUUAUUAAAUACUUUUCUAAAUGGUAAAAGUUCACAGGGAAAACUGCAGGGCACCGUGUUAGAAGGGAAAAAUCAUGUACCUCACUAGCUUCCGAGACCUUUUAACUGUUGUCACUAAGGACACAACGUACGUUUGCUGUUGUGAUGCGACUGAUGUUCAAUUGGAAAUAGCUGCCAGUCUGUACGGGUUCAAGAAAAACACUUUCAACAAGGAGGUUUUAAAACCAAUUAAACCAAACAAGUGUGGUUAAUAUGACUGGUGUGAAACCGUAGCUACUCGCCAUUACAACAGUUGUCUUGUUUGUUGAAGUUAUUAAUGCCUCACUUCCCUUGUAAUGGGUGCAAUGAUGUAAACACUGUGUAGCUACCAUUUACAUGGCAGUGUACACAAUAUAAAAGUUUAUUAUGUAGACUUAAGCUUUUUUUCUGUAUUGUAACUGAAGCAAGUAGAGAAUUCUCUUUGGAAAAUCAUUUAAGUCUAUAGAUAGAAGAGUUAUUAGAUUAUUUUUGUGUAAUAUAAGGUAAAGAAUUUCGUGUUGAUAGUAAUGCAUCCAGGAUCUGUACAUAUACAGUAUUUGUUUUGCAAUAGGAUUACUGUGAUAACAGGACUGUAUCUGUGGAAACUAUGAGGUGUCUCUAUCUUGGAAGAAAGGUUGUGAUGGAUGGUGCUAACAUUUGUCAGCGAUUGGUGAUACACUUAGAAAAUGAACUUUGGAUGUGCCUUGCAUUUUAUUUUCAUCAUGCCAUUCAUACAUAAAUAUACAAACGUGUUUGUUUAUCUGGUACUUUAACAUGUUCUUAGUGCUGGGCACACUUUGCUUCUAUCAGCCCCUCUGAAAACGUUUCGCUUUCACAUGUAUCGGAUGUUUUUUCUGUGAAACGGAGUUCCCAGAGGGUAAAAUGAUGUUUCGUUUUUAUUUCAUCCUAAAAUGAUCAAAUUAUUUCAAUGGACAAAACCACCUCUGACCUUUAAAAAUGUAACCUGUAAACAGUUGUAUUGUUGAGUUCUGCUGCCAGCAGCAGUGGACUGAUGACAUCUGCAUCAGAAAUGUUUGAGUGUCUGUGUACAUAGAAAACCUGUAUAUAAAUGAAAUUGAUGUCAAAACA
Molecule: messenger RNA, 2872 nt
Organism: Cololabis saira (Pacific saury)
Lineage: Eukaryota; Metazoa; Chordata; Actinopteri; Beloniformes; Belonidae
Gene: sgk2a
Product: serum/glucocorticoid regulated kinase 2a
Exons: 14
Coding region: 326-1414 (362 amino acids)
Biological process (GO): protein phosphorylation
Molecular function (GO): ATP binding; protein serine/threonine kinase activity
Source: RefSeq, a predicted model, not a curated record